AUGGCCAGGCCGUUUCUCAUUGUGCCGCUCUACAUGUACCCUCUCGAGACAGCAUGGGAUCCUCUCUUCCGAGCCGCGCGAGCCCACCCCGAGGUCAAGUUCGUCGCCAUUGUCAACCCCAGCAGCGGACCAGGCCCGGACUCUCUCCCGGACGCGAGCUACCUGGCCGCGCUAGAAACAAUGCACGCCAUCCCCAACAUAUGCGCCGUUGGCUACGUCUACUGCAGCUACGGCAAGCGUCCUGCGGCCGACGUGCGUGGCGACAUUGUCAAGUACUGUUGGUGGAAUCAGCACGACAAAAUCUCCCUCGGCGGCAUCUUUUUCGACGAGACGCCCUCCGAGCUGGCCUACCUGACGCACAUGGCCAGUCUUGCUCACCAUGCCAAGAGGACGUGGCGUCAAGAAACCGGCAGAGACGGGCUGGUCGUCUACAACCCGGGGGUGCUUGUUCCUCGUCCCUUCUUUGUGCACCCGGACCACGUCGUCGUCUUUGAGCAGUCCCAUCAUCAUUGGGACGAAAACUUUGCCGCCCAGCGUCUGCGGCAUGCCGCCGACGAGGUCCGCUCCAAGACGGCGGCCGUGAUCCACUCCAGCCAGGUCCAGGGCGCCCAGGUGGGGGAUUUGACGAGGUCUAUGCUGACACACGGCUUGACGGGCAUCUACGUGACCGACGAGAAGGACGGUGGCUACACGCAAUGGCCGUCGGUGUGGACCGAACUAGCCGCCGCUGUCGCCGCCGAGUGCUCGGCAAGUUGA
Messenger RNA from Metarhizium acridum CQMa 102, 756 nucleotides. RefSeq lists its product as uncharacterized. NCBI's taxonomy places the organism in Eukaryota, Fungi, Ascomycota, Sordariomycetes, Hypocreales, Clavicipitaceae. The record is from RefSeq and is a predicted model, not a curated record.